Molecule: messenger RNA, 927 nt
Organism: Aureobasidium musti
Lineage: Eukaryota; Fungi; Ascomycota; Dothideomycetes; Dothideales; Saccotheciaceae
Source: the annotation of a GenBank genome assembly
AUGGGCACAAAAUUCAUUGCUCUGAACGAUGUCAGGGUGCCAGGCUUCCCAAAUGCGCGUGUCCAGCUGGACAGAGCACCCAUCAAGAUGGUCAACGACAUGGACGGAAAAUUCACUGAGCACACCGACACAAGCAACCUGACCACUGCUGUUGGCAUCACGACUGUACUCUUCAGGUGGAAUCCUGAUGCAUUCAACGCGUUCAUCGACAUCGACGCCUGGUUCUCCUUCACAUGGACCCUGACCAUCCAGGAUGAGAUGAAAAUCGAAAUUGGACGCGUGGAAAACCAGAUUACCAUGGGAACACUAGAUGCUGAAGGCGAAAAGUGGAAGCUCAUGUUGACGUUCAACAUCACUGCCGAGGGACCUCAGAAGGGAGCUUGGGUGCCUAAUCCUGCUGAGAGCAUGCUCGGCGACGAUGACCUUACAGACCCUGCGCAAAUCGACAAACUGGCUAGGGAAUUCGUUAGAGAUUUGAUCCUCAAGCAACGCUGGUUCACGGGCAAGAAGAUGCAACAUCAGCUGUAUGUCGAAUAUGCACUGAUGGAUCCUUUCGGCGAUGGCAUUCCCAUGAACCCGCACUGGCUAUACGACGCUCCAAACAUUGGCCAUUGCGCCACUUGUGACGUUUACAAAGACGUCAAGCCCCUGCAACGAUGUGGUAGAUGUGGUACAGCAGCUUAUUGCUGUCCUAUGCAUCAGAAGGUGGAUUGGCCUGUGCACAAAAGCAUAUGCAACAUGAACUUGGAGGAUAGAGGGCAGAUGUUGAAGAUCACCCAACAUAACGGGUUAAUCGGAUGGGAUCUUCCAAAAACGCUUGGAGACGAGGAUGAUGAUGACGAAGAGAAAAUGUCGAAGAAUCCCAACUUUGUCACACCGCAGUUGAAGAGGCAGCGUCAGAUGAAUGUACAGACCAGUCUUAUGUAA